AUGACGAAGGGUACGAGUUCUAUGGGUAAGCGUCACACCAAGACGCACACGAUUUGCCGUCGUUGCAAUCGUCGUUCCUUCCACCGCCAGCACAAGACUUGCUCUGCUUGUGGUUACCCGUCGGCAAAGACCCGGAACUAUCAGUGGGGCCAGAAGGCCAUUCGCCGGAAGACUACUGGUUCUGGACGCAUGCGCUACUUGAAGACGGUGCCGCGCCGCGCUAAGAAUGGGUUCCGCACUGGCACUGCCUCCAAGGCUGUUGCUGCUUAA
This is a messenger RNA of Malassezia vespertilionis, 270 nucleotides long. RefSeq names its product 60S ribosomal protein L37A (gene RPL37A). Lineage: Eukaryota; Fungi; Basidiomycota; Malasseziomycetes; Malasseziales; Malasseziaceae. The coding region runs from base 1 to 270 and encodes 89 amino acids. Gene Ontology annotation, biological process: translation. The record is from RefSeq and is a predicted model, not a curated record. Gene Ontology annotation, cellular component: ribosome; cytosolic large ribosomal subunit. The transcript is spliced from 2 exons. Gene Ontology annotation, molecular function: structural constituent of ribosome; RNA binding.